CUCACCCACCUGGCAUUACUCACUCACCCCGACCACAUUGACGGCCGCUGUGAGAAGCUCCAGAUCCAAAACAAAACUCCAGCUGCAAGUUACUCUUCUCUUAAAGGAAACUCUACAAAGAACCCACAAUGCGUGAAUGCAUCUCUGUCCACGUAGGCCAGGCUGGUGUCCAGAUGGGGAAUGCCUGCUGGGAGCUCUACUGUCUGGAACACGGCAUCCAGCCUGACGGCCUCAUGCCCGACACACAGAAUCAAUUAACCGACGAGUCCUUUGUCACUUUCUUCAGCAAGACUGGGACAGGGAAAUAUGUCCCCAGAGCAAUCUUAGUUGACCUGGAGCCCACUGUCAUUGAUGAGGUGCGCACAGGAACGUACCGUCAGCUAUUUCACCCUGAACAGCUGAUCUCGGGAAAAGAAGAUGCAGCUAACAACUAUGCCCGUGGACACUACACCAUCGGCAAAGAGAUCAUUGACUUUGUCCUAGACAGAAUCCGCAAACUGGCUGAUCAGUGCACUGGUCUCCAGGGUUUUCUGGUCUUCCACUCCUUCGGUGGAGGCACUGGCUCAGGCUUCACCUCCUUACUGAUGGAGAGACUUUCUGUUGACUUUGGCAAAAAGUCAAAGCUUGAAUUUGCCGUCUACCCAGCCCCCCAGGUUUCUACCGCAGUAGUUGAGCCUUAUAACUCCAUCCUGACCACCCACACCACCCUGGAGCACUCCGACUGCGCCUUCAUGGUGGACAACGAGGCCAUCUACGAUAUCUGCCGCAGGAACCUUGAUAUUGAACGCCCUUCAUACACCAACCUGAACAGGCUCAUCAGCCAGAUUGUGUCUUCAAUCACAGCCUCCCUACGCUUCGAUGGAGCCCUGAAUGUUGACCUGACCGAGUUCCAGACCAACUUGGUGCCCUACCCUCGUAUCCACUUCCCUCUGGCCACCUAUGCUCCGGUCAUCUCUGCUGAGAAAGCCUACCAUGAGCAGCUGUCUGUUGCUGAGAUCACAAACGCCUGCUUUGAGCCAGCCAACCAGAUGGUGAAGUGUGAUCCUCGUCAUGGUAAAUACAUGGCCUGCUGUCUGCUGUAUCGUGGUGAUGUGGUGCCCAAAGAUGUCAACUCUGCCAUUGCAUCUAUCAAGACCAAACGCACCAUCCAGUUUGUGGACUGGUGCCCUACUGGCUUCAAGGUGGGCAUCAACUACCAGCCUCCAACAGUGGUUCCCGGAGGAGACCUGGCCAAGGUACAGAGGGCCGUGUGCAUGCUGAGCAACACCACCGCCAUCGCUGAGGCCUGGGCCCGUCUUGACCACAAGUUUGACCUCAUGUAUGCCAAGAGAGCCUUUGUCCACUGGUAUGUUGGAGAGGGCAUGGAGGAGGGAGAGUUCUCAGAGGCCAGAGAAGACAUGGCUGCCCUGGAGAAGGAUUAUGAAGAGGUUGGGAUUGAUUCCUUUGACUCAGAUGAGGAAGGAGAGGAAUACUAGACAGGCUUAGGUGGCAUCAGUAAUUUUCAGGGAUAAAACUGGUCUAUUUUUUAAUAGACAAUAUCGCUUUGUUUCAAAUUUAAAAAUAUUAGUUUAUUUUUACCCUUUUAAAUAAAAAAUGUACCUACCUGCACAGGUUCUUUGUUGAGCCAUAAGAAUUAUUAGAUGCUACAGCUUUUGUGUUGGUUUGUAUCUGUUUAUUAAUUUGUUUUAUCGAAAAGAGAGAGCGCAGCAGUAACCUAAUUUUUAUAAGUUUGAAACCUGUGUUGUUGCUCAAUAAAUAUUUCCCCUAAAUA
Molecule: messenger RNA, 1771 nt
Organism: Plectropomus leopardus (leopard coralgrouper)
Lineage: Eukaryota; Metazoa; Chordata; Actinopteri; Perciformes; Serranidae
Product: tubulin alpha chain-like
Biological process (GO): microtubule-based process
Cellular component (GO): microtubule
Molecular function (GO): structural constituent of cytoskeleton; GTP binding
Source: RefSeq, a predicted model, not a curated record